GUGUGCGAGCCCCGCUCCUCGGCCGGCCCCGUCCCAGCGCUCGGAGCACCCGAGCGAGGGAGCGCUACUGCUGCUGCCGGGCUCCGGGGCACUAAAACACGGGGGGUUUUGUAAAGGACGGCGUUUAACACGGGGCCUGGAGCCUGGCCAGCGCCUCGCCUCCGUGCCUCGCAGGGACUCCCCCGCGCCGGGGCGGAGCGGCUGAGUCACCCGCGGAGCGGGGCUGCCCUCCCGAGCCGGGCUGCGGAGCCCCACGUGCCGGGGAUUUAAAGAGUUGGGGCAGCGAGCGAGGGCAUGCCCAGCAGAGCGGCUGGCAGAGCGGAGCUCGGCGGACAUGGGACACCCGUGCCACCCUCAGCGCCCCGCGGGCACCCCCGAGCGCGGCCCGAGGAGGGCAGGGCACGGCGCGGGGCUGCCCGGGGCCCCGCUGCUCCUCCUCUUCGUCCUCAUCGCCUCCUCCAUUUCUGCUUGCAAAGGUGCACCAAUGCCAUCCCAAGCACUCGAAUCAGAUGAGGAUCUGCAGCUGUUGAAAGAGAUAGAUGAUGCAUGUUCUGCUUACCUCUCCACAGAUUCGCAGCCUCAGGUAUCCAAUACACUGGAAGAACUUUGUUUUUUGAUCAUGGGAUUUCUCCAGAAACCACAGGAUUUAGAUGAGAAAGACAACACAAAAAGGUUCUUAUUUCAUUAUUCUAAGACUCAUGACUCGGGCAACUCAGACAUCAUGUCAUCUGUCCUGCAUCCUUUACUGCAACUCGUUCCUCAGCUUAAUGAGAGAAGACUGAAGAGAUACAAACUGGACGAAGAACUUCAAGGACCUGGAGUGAUUCAAAGCAGGGGCUACUUUUUCUACAGGCCACGUAAUGGAAGGAGAUCAGUGGGUUUUCGCUAAGGAGGAUUAUAGAUUCCUGACUUAGAACUAAAACUGCAGGAAUGCUGAGUACAUGGACAUACUGUUUUCCUUACAAUAAUUAUUCAUUAUUAAUGUACAAUUAGAAAUCACUCGAAUGUAAAUAUUCUUAAGCCAGAAUCUGUUAAGAAGGUCUUUACUAUCUUGAUUAUAUUAAAAGCAUAUUAAAAGUAUUUGUUUCCUAGUGUUAUGAUGUUCACAACCUCAUGUAAUUCAACUGUAAAGAGUCACUGUUUGCACACAACAGACAUUGCCUCUAACAACCCUGUUAAGCAAAUUUUCCCUUCUAAAUAAAGACCCUCAGCCAGACAGUUGUUUUAAUGAGAAUGUUUGCAAUCAAGACUCCUGUGUUUUUUCCAGAAUAUGUUGUGAUUUGUGUGUUUCACCAUCUCAAAAAAAAAAAAAAAAAAAAAAGAGAAUUCUUUUCCCUUAAUAAAAGGAACCUGAACAAGUUGCACGUUUUGAAGAAAUAUUGUGACUUUAAUUCAACUAAAAUAUAAUGGCAUUCUUUUUUAGCUAUUAAGAACACAGAUGCAUGAUGGUUCUCGUUUGGAAGAAGACUUAAUUGCAAAUGGGGUCACAAUUCACUUGAAAACUCAAGUGCUUUUGAUGGAGACUGAAAGAAACUCUACUCAGAAGCACAAGUUACCCCUUACAAUCUUCCCAGCUCUUCUCUCCGAGUUUAUUUUCACACCAAAAUUGUGUUAAAUUAUGUUGUUGAGGUUGUAAUUAUAUUGAAAGUAACUAAUCACUCACAAGGAGAUGAUCUUUAAGUCCCUUCCAAUCCAAACCAUUCUGUGCUUCUGUGACUCAAUUUAGAAGUGGGCCAAAAUUUUUAACAUUAUAUUGACUGGUCAUGGUUUGAAUUGGCCUCAGCAUUACUGCUCCUGCUUCUGCACUUUUGGAUGAGCAAUAAAACUUCAGAAGGUAGUUGGAAAAAUUACGGCCUCGGAGGAAGCCAAAUUGAGAAGAUCUUUUCCUCUUCUUUCCCACCUGUUUUUGCUCUGCACUUUAAUAAUUUACUCUUCCUAUAACAAAAUUUGUUCAAUAUUCAUGGUUUAAUUUUAAUGAUUUUCACUUAGUUAUUUUGAAAAAGAUCCCGAAUUAAACAUUCAAUGCAGAUAGUGACAAGUGGUAUGACAUCUAACAUGUACAGAUAAUUAACUUACAGAAUUUCAUAAAGAAGCCAGUCAGUGUAAGGAAGAUUACCAUUCUGAAUUAUUAGUAGCAAUCCACCCCUGUAUUUCUGUAUUUUCCUGUAUAGUUAUAACUAAAUAAAGUCCUUUUCCCCCUCUCUCUCUUACCCAGAGUUAUGACAAAUUUAACUAAUUUCUGAAAUAAAUACAUAUUUUUCUUUCAUUAGUUCUACAUUACAUCUGCUUAUUACUUUUCAUGCAUUUAAAAUGUUUGGUGACUCUGGAGAACAAAAGGUGAACUUCUUUUGUUUGUUUGGUUGGUUGGUUUGGGUUUUUUGUGUUUCUAGUGAAACCAUAUGAAUGAAUGAAUCUUGAAGAAUUAAAGGAAGCUGAAGCUGGCUUUAAUGAGACUGAUAGCAAAGCUAUUGAUAUGUACAGGUGUGGUGAGAGAUAUCCAUCCAGAUUAGCAGUGCACCUGUCACUACUGUACAUGCUGUAAAAAAUAAACUCAGAAUCUGUUGAAUA
Messenger RNA from Zonotrichia albicollis (white-throated sparrow), 2568 nucleotides. RefSeq names its product neuromedin U (gene NMU). Gene Ontology annotation, molecular function: neuromedin U receptor binding. The record is from RefSeq and is a predicted model, not a curated record. Gene Ontology annotation, cellular component: terminal bouton. Lineage: Eukaryota; Metazoa; Chordata; Aves; Passeriformes; Passerellidae. Gene Ontology annotation, biological process: neuropeptide signaling pathway; positive regulation of smooth muscle contraction; positive regulation of synaptic transmission.